Messenger RNA from Orycteropus afer afer, 762 nucleotides. RefSeq names its product origin recognition complex subunit 6 (gene ORC6). Lineage: Eukaryota; Metazoa; Chordata; Mammalia; Tubulidentata; Orycteropodidae. Gene Ontology annotation, cellular component: nuclear origin of replication recognition complex. Gene Ontology annotation, molecular function: DNA binding. The record is from RefSeq and is a predicted model, not a curated record. Gene Ontology annotation, biological process: DNA replication; DNA replication initiation.
GCCAUGGAGUCAGGGCUUAUCAGGCGUUUCGCCAUGCGCUUGGGCAUCGCCGAGCCAGAUGUGCUGAGGAAAGCAGAGGAAUACUUGCGACUGUCCAAAGUGAAGUGUUUUGGCCUGUCUGCACAUAGCACAGAAACCAGCAGUGCAGUCAUGUGCCUGGAUCUUGCAGCUUCCUGUAUGAAGUGCCCCUUGGACAGGGCUUAUUUAAUUCAACUUUCUGGUUUGAACAAGAAGAUGUAUCAGAGCUGCCUUAAAUCUUUUGAGUGUUUACUGGGCCUGAAAUCAAAUAUUGGAAUGAGAGACCUCGCUGUACAGUUUAGCUGUACUGAAGCAGUGAACAUGGCUUCAAAGAUACUGCAAAGCUAUGAGUCCAGUCUUCCACAGACACAGCAAGUAGAUCUUGACUUAUCCAGGCCCCUUUUCACCAGUGCUGCGCUACUUUCAGCAUGCAAGGUUCUAAAGCUAAAUGUGGAUAAAAAUAAAAUGAUAGCCACAUCUGGCGUAAAAAAAGCCAUAUUUGAUCGACUGUGUAAACAAUUAGAGAAGAUUGUACAGCAGAUUGACAGAGAACCUAGAGAUUUAGUGAUGCCACCAAGGAAAAAAAAGAAGACAGCAGUUGAACCCAGAGCGAAAGAAAAAGAGAAGGUAGUAGAGAUUCCACAUAAACAACAGAAAGAUGAAGAUCUGGCACAGGAUUAUGAAGAGUGGAAAAGGAAAAUUUUGGAAAAUGCUGCCCAAGCACAAAAGGCUACAACAGAGUGA